AAGAUGAGGCAGAAGAAGACAAUAUAAAAGAAGACGGUGUAGAGGAAGAUGGUGUAGAAGAAGACACUAUAGAAGAAGACGGUGUAGAAAAAGACGGUAUAGAAGAAGGCGGUGCAGAAGAAGACAGUGUAGAAAAAGAUGGUGUAGAAAAAGACAGUGUAGAGCAAGAUAGUGUAGAAGAUACUGUAGAAGAAGACAGUGUAAAAGAAGGUUGUGUAGAAAAUGCUAUAGAAGAAGACG
Messenger RNA from Racocetra fulgida, 240 nucleotides. Lineage: Eukaryota; Fungi; Glomeromycota; Glomeromycetes; Diversisporales; Gigasporaceae. The record is from the annotation of a GenBank genome assembly.